CAGCCCGUCGCUCCACCCGACGCCCAGCCCCACGCCCAGCCCUACGCCUUACCCGACGCCCUACCCUACGCCCACCCCACGCCUAGCCCUACGCCCAGCCCGACGGCUCACCCUACCCCCAGCCCUACGCCCAGCCCUACACCCAGCCCGACGCCCAGCCCGACGCCAAGCCCCACGCCCAGCCCGACGCCCACCCUACGCCCAGCCCCACAUCCAGCCCUACGCUUUACCCGACGCCCUACCCUACGCCCAGCCCCACGCCUAGCCCUACGCCCAGCCCGACGGCUCACCCUACCCCCAGCCCUACGCCCACCCCACGCCGAGCCCCACGCCCAGCCCGACAGCCGGCGCGCCUGCCAUGGGCGGAGCCGCCGGCGCGCCUGCCAUGGGCGGAGCCGCGGGCGCGCCGGCCAUGGGCGGAGCCGCGGGCGCGCCCGCCAUGGGCGGAGCCGCCGGAGUGACGUCGGGAUCUAUCUCGGCCACCGGCGAUCCACAUCUGCAAAACGUCCAUGGUGAGCGAUUCGAUUUGAUGAGGCCUGGGAAGUACGUCCUGAUUCAAAUUCCCAAAGGGGAGCCUGCCGAGGACACGCUGCUUCGCGUACAGGCUGACGCGCGUCGACUUGGUGGACAAUGCGCAGAUCUAUAUUUCCAAGAACUGAAUGUCACAGGGGCAUGGGCCGAUGCGAAGUAUGCUGGCGGUCUCCGUUUCCAAGCUCGGGGCGAGCUCCACGAAAAGCCGAAUUGGAUCAAGUUCGGGAAAGUCCAGAUCAAAGUUGCCAAUGGGCGCACGAACGAGGGCAUAUUUUACUUGAACUUUUACGUGAAGCACCUUGGGCAUGCCGGGUUUUCUGUCGGAGGGUUGCUCGGAGAAGAUGAUCACAAGCAGGCUGCGAAACCUUCACCUGGUUGUGUUCACCAUACAUCACUUCUCCAAGUAGGGGCUCAGAGUGAGGACAGCGUGCCCGUAGCCUGGGUUGCAGAGGCAAGCUUCGCAUGAGAACAUUCGCUUCCGUGCUUUUGAGUCUGAGUUUCACGAUCUACUCAUAGUGGUGAGGGGACCUGGUUCCUUUCUGCAUCUGAGAUGCUGCUGGAAAAAAGACAGAUUCCUUGGUAAGAUGCGCCUUGUGUUGGCAGCAUAUUGAGCCCGUCAGAAGGCUGGCGGAGUUGCAUCAUCAGCUUCAGGAUUGCUGUUUGCCUUAAUUCUAGACGCUUCGUGU
Messenger RNA from Prorocentrum cordatum, 1217 nucleotides. Lineage: Eukaryota; Dinophyceae; Prorocentrales; Prorocentraceae. The record is from the annotation of a GenBank genome assembly.